Messenger RNA from Humulus lupulus (European hop), 1395 nucleotides. RefSeq names its product delta(12)-oleate desaturase-like. Gene Ontology annotation, molecular function: oxidoreductase activity, acting on paired donors, with oxidation of a pair of donors resulting in the reduction of molecular oxygen to two molecules of water. NCBI's taxonomy places the organism in Eukaryota, Viridiplantae, Streptophyta, Magnoliopsida, Rosales, Cannabaceae. The transcript has a single exon. The record is from RefSeq and is a predicted model, not a curated record. The coding region runs from base 24 to 1154 and encodes 376 amino acids. Gene Ontology annotation, biological process: lipid metabolic process.
UUCUUUUCUUUUUCUCAUUCUCCAUGAACGCAAUCAUGGGAGUCAACAGUGGUCGAAUGCUUGAGCGAGUACCACACACCACACCACCAUUCACACUAAGCCAAAUCAAGAAAGCCAUUCCACCCCAUUGCUUCAAACGCUCUCUUCUACGCUCCUUCUCUUAUCUCCUUCACGACCUGUUCUUCGCCUCUUUGUUCUACCACGUAGCCACCUCUUACUUCCACCUUCUCCCCCACCCACUCUCGUACUUGGCCUGGCCCCUUUACUGGAUCUUCCAGGGCUGCAUUUGUUUCGGUAUUUGGAUCCUUGCCCACGAGUGUGGCCACCACGCAUUCAGUGACCACCAAUGGGUGGACGACACGGUUGGCCUCGUCUUCCACUCUGCUUUUCUCGUCCCAUACUUCUCGUGGAAAUUCAGUCACCGCCGCCACCAUUCCAACAUCGGUUCCAUUGAGCACGAGGAAGUGUAUGUUCCAAUGCUAAAAUCUCAAACACCAUGGUUCUCCAAAUACUUGAACAAUAAUCCAUUAGGGAGAGCCUUAAUGCUUGUUACUCUAUUGACCGUUGGUUGGCCUUUCUACUUGGCUUUCAAUUUAUCAGGCAAACCAUACGAACGCUUCGCUUGUCAUUACGAUCCCUACAGUCCAAUCUUCUCCAGCAGCGAAAGGCUUCAAGUAUUCAUCUCUGAUGUUGGAAUUUUCACUACCAUAUUCGUGCUUUACCAACUCGCCGCAGCCAAAGGGCUCGGCUGGGUUCUGUGCGUGUAUGGGGUGCCAUUGGUGGUAGUGAAUGGCUUCCUUAUUUUGAUCACUUACUUGCAGCAUACUCACCCUGCGUUGCCGCACUAUGACUCGUCCGAGUGGGAUUGGUUGAGGGGUGCUUUGUCGACGGUCGACCGAGACUAUGGAGUUCUCAAUAGGGUUUUCCAUAACAUUACAGACACUCAUGUGGUGCACCAUUUAUUCUCCACAAUGCCACAUUACAAUGCAGUGGAAGCCACCAAAGCUGUGAAGCCAAUAUUGGGAGAGUAUUACUGCGUUGAUGAUACUCCGAUAGUUAAGGCUUUGUGGAGAGAGGUGAAGGAGUGUGUCUAUGUUGAGCCAGAUGAUGAAUCUCCUAAGAAAGGUGUUUUCUGGUACAAUAACAAGUUCUAAUUAAAUCAAGCCUAGUAAGAGAAUUAUAAGUAGUGUUGAUGCCCAUAUAUAUAUAUAUAUAUAUGUUGUGUGAGUGUGUGUAUGUAUGUGUUGUUUAAGGUGAGAAAGAUUUCUUAAGUAAUUAUAAAGGUGAGGAAAGAGACUCCUGCCUCUUUGUGCAUAUAUAAUGAAUAUUAUUUUAGUUUAAAUUUGUGUGUUUUUGGUUUUAAUGGGCAUAUUGACUAAUGUGUUAUUUGUUUCA